Micropterus dolomieu (smallmouth bass) is the source of this 2958-nucleotide messenger RNA. It is a transcript of the gene dlat, whose product is annotated as dihydrolipoamide S-acetyltransferase (E2 component of pyruvate dehydrogenase complex). Gene Ontology annotation, cellular component: pyruvate dehydrogenase complex. NCBI's taxonomy places the organism in Eukaryota, Metazoa, Chordata, Actinopteri, Centrarchiformes, Centrarchidae. Gene Ontology annotation, biological process: pyruvate decarboxylation to acetyl-CoA. The record is from RefSeq and is a predicted model, not a curated record. The coding region runs from base 144 to 2063 and encodes 639 amino acids. The transcript has 14 exons. Gene Ontology annotation, molecular function: dihydrolipoyllysine-residue acetyltransferase activity.
GGAGAGGAGGUCAUUAGAAAGUGAGGACUGAGCACGGGCCGGUUCUCGAGGCUCAGAGACUUUAAGUACCAGCGGAUCUCUGAUGCCGGUGUAAGACUAACACAUCAUUCAGCAGCUCUGUGUAGUGUUUCAACCGCAGCCAAAUGCUUCGUCUGAUCUUGCGGCUCAGGCCGUCCGCCGGGCUCCGGCGUCCCCGUGUCCUCCCAGCCGGGCCUGCUGCGUUCGGCUCCCGCUCUCUGCCCGGGACCGGCUGUCUGAGGCGGCUUCACUGUGGAGCGGCGUCCCGGACCGUGUGUCUGGGCUCCGGCUUCAGCCAUAGAGGGAUUCUGCUGCGGUGUCCCCAGCUGACAGGCAGCGUUCAGAGCAAGCGCUUCUACAGCCUGCCGCCGCAUCAAAAGGUGGAGCUUCCCGCCCUGUCCCCCACCAUGCAGACAGGAACGAUCGCUCGCUGGGAGAAGAAGGAGGGAGAAAAAAUCAGCGAGGGUGAACUUAUAGCUGAGGUGGAGACCGACAAGGCCACUGUGGGUUUUGAGAUGAUGGACGAGUGCUAUCUUGCAAAGAUCUUGGUUCCUGAAGGGACCAGAGAUGUCCCCAUCGGAUCAGUAAUCUGCAUCACUGUUGACAGCCCUGAUCUCAUCCCUGCCUUUAAGGACGUAACUUUGGAGUCAAUUAAAGCAGCCGGUCCUUCACCAGUUGCCUCCCCUUCUCCUCCUCCACCACCUCCUCCUUCUCCUGCUGCUGCAGCACCUCUUGCAGCCCCGGGCAGCUCUUACCCCACACACAUGAAGAUCACACUUCCCGCCCUCUCUCCCACCAUGACGAUGGGAACAGUGCAGCGCUGGGAGAAGAAGCUGGGAGAGAAGCUGAGCGAAGGAGAUCUGCUGGCUGAGAUCGAGACUGACAAGGCGACCAUUGGCUUUGAGGUGCAGGAGGAGGGAUAUUUGGCCAAAAUCAUGGUGGCCGAGGGAACUCGGGAUGUCCCCCUGGGAACGCCACUCUGCAUCAUUGUAGAGAGAGAAAGUGACAUCGCUGCCUUCAAAGAUUAUGUCGAGACUGGAGUGGCAGAGGUUUCCACACCACCUCCAGCUCCAGCACCGACUGCAGCUCCUGCUCCUGCUCCGACUCCUGCAACUGCCGCCCCAGCGGCACCCAGGAAAGGUCGAAUGUUUGCCAGCCCCCUCGCCAAGAAACUUGCUGCUGAGAAAGGAAUCGACCUGGCCCAGGUCAGCGGCUCUGGACCUGAUGGACGCAUCACCAGGAAAGAUAUUGACAGCUUCAUUCCACCAAAGUCUGCACCUGUCGUAGCUGCUGCUCCCACUCCAGCCGCAGCUCCAGCUGCUCCUGCACCUGCUGCAGCUCCUGCUGCUGGGACCUUCACAGACAUCCCUAUCAGCAACAUCCGCAAGGUAAUCGCUCAGAGGUUGAUGCAGUCCAAGCAAACCAUCCCCCACUAUUAUCUGUCUGUAGAUGUCAACAUGGACCAAGUGCUCGAGCUUCGGACAGAACUCAAUGCUGAAGUGAAAGCCCAGAAUAUCAAGCUUAGUGUGAAUGACUUCAUCAUCAAAGCCAGCGCUCUGGCCUGCCUCAAGGUUCCCGAGUGCAACUCCUCCUGGAUGGACACGGUCAUUCGCCAGAAUCAUGUGGUGGACCUGAGUGUAGCAGUAAGCACAGCCAGCGGCCUCAUCACGCCCAUAGUGUUUAACGCCCACACCAAAGGACUGGUUGCCAUCAGCUCAGAUGUGUCUGCUCUUGCAGCUAAAGCGAGGGAAGGCAAACUGCAGCCACAUGAGUUCCAGGGAGGUACAUUCACAAUCUCUAAUUUGGGGAUGUUUGGUAUCAAGAACUUCUCAGCGAUAAUCAACCCUCCCCAGUCCUGCAUCCUCGCCGUCGGGGGCUCAGAGAAACGGCUGAUGCCUGCUGAUAAUGAGAAAGGGUUCGACGUAGCUAGCAUGAUGUCGGUGACGUUGAGCUGCGACCACCGGGUGGUGGACGGGGCAGUCGGCGCACAGUGGCUCGCUGAGUUCCGCAAGUUUCUGGAGAAACCCGUUACCAUGCUGUUGUAAUUGGACUGUACUGCCGUUAAACUGCAGCAACAGGCCUCUCACUGAAGACAUCUGAUCGCUCUAAACCGGUCUGGAUCCUCCUGUGAUUGGCCGGCCUGCCACCAGGUCACUCCCAGUUACCCUGAAGGGAGGCAGAACUCACUCCGCUUACCUGUCUGUCUCUCCUGUCUGUCUCUUUCUUCUCUUGCUCUCUCUCUCAUGUUCUAUUUAUUGAGGCCCCAUCUCGACCAGAAUUAGGUAUAAUUUAACCUAGAAUAAAUACUGGCCAAGUGUCGCUACAACACUGAUGUUUUCCAAAGGGAAGUGUUACAUGUCCAACCAGUGAGAAUAUUUAUCCCAAAACGUAUGCGUGUCUUUUUUUACACACUUUCAUCUUUGAUUUUGUGUGAAUGUGAUAAAGACAAAGGGAAGUACAGCAAAUGUGGGUCUUUUGGAAAAAAACGUUUUUCACAGAGUUCAGAUGUACACUCACAUAAACCUGUCCCUGUUCACUGGUGCACGCGCACACACACACACACACUCUCACACUUGAAAUAUUUAGUGUGUUUUCUGUGUGUUGAUGCUACAGUGUGUGUGUGUGUGUGUGUGUGUGUGUGUGUAUGUAUAUGUAUAUGUAUAUAUAUAUAUAUAUAUAUAUAUAUAUAUAUAUUCACUGUGGGAUAAACAGUGCUGUGUGUGUGUGUGUGUAUAAUUGUGAGCUCUGAUAAGGCCCCACCAUAUGAUGAAAUAUCUGUACAGACCUGAAUGACACUGUAACCCACUAUCAUCUUAAAAGAAGUACAGAACAGUUUUGCCAAUUCUCUCUCUUCAGUGGGGAUGUUUUAUUUUCUAGUCUAGAACGCACAAAGCUGGAGCUGGAAGUUAUUUGUUGUUUGAAUAAAUUGGAAGAGGUCAA